Messenger RNA from Meloidogyne enterolobii, 2478 nucleotides. The record is from the annotation of a GenBank genome assembly. NCBI's taxonomy places the organism in Eukaryota, Metazoa, Nematoda, Chromadorea, Rhabditida, Meloidogynidae.
AUGGGAUUAACUAAAGAUUUCUUAAAAUUUCAACAAUCGGGCUCUUUUAAUUUACUCGCAUCUCCUAAUGGAAUGGUUCAAUUUGUCGAUAGUGUUACUUGUGCUGUUUCUGCGGCUGAAAAUGUUUCUUUUUACAAUAUGCGAACAUUGGCAAAGACAAAACAAAUGCGUUUUGAAGGAAGAAUCGUUACCUCUUUUGCAUUGACGAAGGAUAAAUCGAAAAUUGCUAUUGGGUAUGAUAAUGGUUCUAUACAUUUACAUAGAAUUGAGGAUGAAAGUCCCCCGAUUGUUUUUAAUGGACACAAAACUGGAGUAAAUUGCUUGACUUUUAGUGACGAUGGUUUUAUCUUGGCUAGUGGAGGAAAGGAUUCGGUUAUUGCGCUUUGGGAUGUAUUGAAUGAAUCUGGUAUUUGCAGUUUAUUUGGCCACAAAGGAACAAUAACUCACCUGCGUUUUGUACAGAAUGGAUUAUAUCUUGUUUCGAGCUCUAAAGAUACUCAAAUUCGCUUUUGGAGUAUUUUAAACUACUGUUGUUUUUAUUUACUUGCUGAAAGUCAAUCAGAAAUAUAUUCAUUUGCUCUUUUAAAUAAGGAGAAUUUAUUGGUUGUUGCAAAUUCUGAAAUUGAAUUACUUGUAUUUGAACUUAAAUGGAGUAAAGAAAUUAAAGAAGAGAAUGAUGACGAGGAAAUAUUAGAUGAUUUGAAUGUAAAGAGAAUAUGUUCUGAAAAUGAUAAUGAAUUAAUAAAAGAGGAUCAAGCAAAUAAAGUUUUACAGUGCAAAAAACGCGGUUCACUCUUACGACAGGCCAAAGGCCGCGCACUUCAAUUGAGUGUUUCUAGUGAUGAGGCUAUUUUAUGUUGUGUAGGUGCUGAUUCUUUGGUCGAUAUUUACAGUAAUAAACGAUUUAGAAGAAAAUUAAGAAAACUCCGCCAACGAUUGGAAAUUCAAGAAAAUGAAGAAAAUAAAGACGAUUUAUCUUCACAAAUGUUAAAAUUAGAAAGUGAAGUGCGCAAAGAUAUUACAACAAUUAUUGCUAGAAUAGGGGAUUACAGAGCCGAUUCAAAAGUUAAAUGGGUUGAUAUGUGUGAUUCUUUUACUGUUUUGCCUAAUGGACGAACAAGAGAAUAUAGAUUUUAUUGUCUACUUAAAUCUAAUAAUGUUUUGGGUGUUUCUAUUCGUGUUGAUUGGAAAAACAGUGCUACCGAGUCUUUUCUUCUAACUAGUUUGGGACAGCGUGUUCAUAGAACGGAUAUUCGUGCUCUUGCAAUUUCUUCAAAAUCUGAUAUAAUUGUAACUGGCUCAAAUGAAUCUGCAAUAGUUUGGGAUUUACAAGAAUUAGUAUCUUUAAAUAAAUUGGUAGCUGAUGGUCUUCAACAGAUUUCUGCUGCUCUGCUUUUUGCUAAUGAUACACAAUUAAUUUUGGGAACUAGAACUGGAUCAUUGUUCUUAUUUAAUUUAAAAACUUGUGAAUUAAUUGAAAAGAGUGAUUCUGUUCAUGAUUCUAUUACUGGACUUUGUGCAUUUCCAAAUAAAGAUGGAUUUGUUUCUUUUGGUCAGGAUAAGAAAGCAAGAUUUUGGUGUUUUGAAAGAGUAAAAGAUUCUUCUGAACGUGAUUAUUUAUCAAUUCGAUCAAAGCGUGUACUAGAACUUCAAGAUGAACCUUUAUGUGCUGCAAUUUCCCCGAACGGCAAAUUUAUUGCAUUUGGACUUUUAGACAAUACUUCAAGAGUUUUCUUUAUGGAUAGCCUUAAAUAUUUUGUAUCGUUAUAUGGACAUUCAUUACCCAUUUAUUGUAUUGAUAUUUCACAUGACAGCAAAUUAAUAAUUACUGGUUCUGGAGAUAAAUCUUUACGAAUAUGGGGACUUGAUUUUGGAGAUUGUCAUCGUUCUUUGUUUGCCCAUGAUGGAAACGUGACUUGUGUUCAAUUUUGUAUUAAUAUGGCUGAUGAUGAAAAAUUAUUUUGGUCUGCUGGAAGUGAUGGAAAAUUGAAGCAAUGGGAUGCGGUAGCUUUUAAUCAUAUUCAAACUUUAAAUGCCCAUACUGAUCAAAUUGAUGCAAUUGCCCAAAAUUUUGAUAGUAAAAUAUUGAUUUCUGCUUCAAGAGAUAAAUCUGUACGUGUUUGGGAGUUGACAGAUGAAUUAAUUGUCUUACAGGAAGAAGAGGAAAGGAAGAGAGAAGAAGAUUAUGAGAAGAAAAUGACAGAAGAGGAGGACAUUGUCCCCGGUGAAACAAAAAAUUCAGAAAGUGGUUUGGCUACACUAAAAAGUAUGGAAACAAUUAAAUCGGUGAUUUUGCAUUUUCUUUUAAAUUUAUUUUUUUUAGACUGAAAGUAUAAUGGAAGCAAUUGAAAUUGUCCGUAGAGAGAGAAUUGAACACGAAAAUGAUAAUGAGCACAUUCCUCAUAUUUUGUUGAGAGCAUAUCCAAAUGGUUCUUUUCAUUUAUUUAUUGGCGAUACUUUAGAGAAAAUACAAAGAAG